Anthostomella pinea is the source of this 2025-nucleotide messenger RNA. NCBI's taxonomy places the organism in Eukaryota, Fungi, Ascomycota, Sordariomycetes, Xylariales, Xylariaceae. The record is from the annotation of a GenBank genome assembly.
AUGCUAUCUACCCGCCCUUGCAGCAGCCACGGCUUCGGCUUUCACGCCAUCAUUAAAAGAGCUGCCCUUGCCUCUUGUACCCAGCCCAAGACUCCUCCUGCCGUUACGGCCAGGUCGUACGGUCUCAGACCAGACACAGCACCCAGUACCAGAGCCCCAGGCCAACGACGUCCAAAGUUCAUCAACUCCACGGCGUCCCCAGACAGUAAACCGCAGCUUCUUUGGAACAACAGCCAACACACUACGUCCCGAGUAUCUGGCUCCCCGAACGGCACAAUGUAUACGGCAUCGUUCGCCUUCUUCGAGGCAAUAUGGGAGGCCGGCAUUACCCAUUGCUUCGUCAAUCUGGGCUCCGACCAUCCCAGCAUCAUCGAGGCCAUAGUCAAGGGGCAGCGGGAGAACAGAGAAAGCUUUCCACGUAUCAUCACGUGCCCUAACGAGAUGGUUGCCAUGUCCAUGGCGGACGGCUAUGCCCGACUGACGGGCAAGCCCCAAUGUGUGAUCGUGCACGUCGACGUCGGAACCCAAGGCUUGGGAGCCGCAGUGCACAAUGCAAGCACGGGGCGUGCGCCAGUGUUGGUGUUUGCCGGGCUAAGCCCCUUUACGCUCGAGGGCGAGAUGCGUGGAUCACGGACCGAGUAUAUCCACUGGAUACAGAACGUCCCGGAUCAGACACAGAUCGUCGGCCAGUAUUGCCGAUAUGCUGCUGAGAUCAAGACAGGCAAGAACAUCAAGCAGAUGGUGAACCGAGCGCUACAGUUCGCAACCAGCGGCCCCCAAGGACCCGUAUAUCUGGUAGGAGCGAGGGAGGUCAUGGAAGAAGAUAUCGAACCUUACUCGCUCGAGCAGGGUGACUGGAACUCGGUAGAACUUGGUGGGCUGACCCCGAAGGCAUCGAAAGCCAUUGCUGAAGCAUUGCUGGGCGCCGAGAACCCGUUGAUCGUUACGGGAUUCGCGGGUCGUAAUCAUAAGAUACCGGGCGCGCUGGUAGAGCUGGCGAACGCCGUCAAAGGCUUGCGAGUGCUGGACACCGGUGGCAGCGACAUGUGCUUCCCGGCAUCGCAUCCCAGCUGGCUUGGACUCCGGUUUGGCGUCGAGCCCAUCAUCGAACAGGCCGAUGUCAUUGUCGUGCUGGAUUGUGACGUGCCCUGGAUUCCAACGCAGUGCAAGCCGAGGAAGGAUGCGAAGAUCUUCCACGUCGAUGUCGACCCUCUCAAGCAGAUGAUGCCUCUGUUCUACGUGCCCGCCCAGCACCGCUACCGUGCUGACGCCCUCACCGCCGUGGAACAGCUGGCGUUUGAUGCCAAAAACAUGGCAGGGAGUGCCGACUCGGGGGUCAGCGCCAAGAAGUGGGAAGCACUAGAAGCCUCUCACAAAGAGCGCCUUGAUACGAUCGGAUCGAAGACGAAUCCUGCGGCGGAUGGCUCUUUCGGAGUUGGCUAUCUUUGCAAGUCGCUGCGCUCGCUGUGCCCGGAUGACACCAUAUGGGCCAUCGAGGCGGUGACGAAUACGGGAUUCGUGCAUGACAACAUCCAGCCCGAGCUACCCGGAUCGUGGAUCAACUGCGGUGGAGGUGGUUUGGGGUGGUCGGGCGGUGGUGCUUUGGGCAUCAAGCUCGCAACGGAUGUAGAGAGCGGCGGCAACGGUAAGUUUGUUGUACAGAUUGUCGGCGAUGGAACGUUCCUGUUCUCGGUUCCCGGCAGCGUGUACUGGAUAGCAAGGAGAUACAAGAUUCCAGUGUUGACCAUCAUACUCAACAAUAAAGGCUGGAACGCCCCACGAAAGUCGAUGCUCCUGGUUCACCCGGACGGCCUGGGCUCGACGGCGACGAACGAAGAGAUCAACAUCUCUUUCGAUCCGUUGCCCGACUAUGCGGGGAUUGCCAAAGCGGCUGCUGGAGGCGAUCUGUUCGCGGCACGGGUCGAGAAGACUGACACACUGGAGGCGACUGUCAAGGAGGCCAUCGAAGCUGUCCAGGGUGGACAGAGUGCAGUUCUAGACUGCAAGGUGACAUUUGGUUGCUAA